This is a messenger RNA of Pogona vitticeps (central bearded dragon), 2868 nucleotides long. It is a transcript of the gene HBS1L, whose product is annotated as HBS1 like translational GTPase. NCBI's taxonomy places the organism in Eukaryota, Metazoa, Chordata, Lepidosauria, Squamata, Agamidae. The record is from RefSeq and is a predicted model, not a curated record. Gene Ontology annotation, molecular function: GTPase activity; GTP binding.
GUGGAAAAUAGCGAGCGGAGCAUGCGCGGACGUGAAGAGGAGAAGGAGGGCGUGACGUUACGCGGUAGGCCGUAGCCGACAAACAUGGCGGCUCGGAGGCUUUACGGGCUCCAACUCUUAAGGGUGUAAAAAAAAAAGGGGGGGGCAACUUUCGGCCCUCUACCUCAGGCCGUCGUCGGCACGCUCGUCAUGGCCCGGCACAGGAACGUGCGUGGUUAUAACUACGAUGAAGACUUUGAAGAAGAUGAUCUCUAUGGGCACUCUGUGGAGGACGAUUAUUGCAUUUCACCCUCAACAGCUGCUCAGUUUAUAUAUUCAAGACGGGAUAAACCUUCAGCAUUUACUGAGACAUUAGAAGAAGAAUAUGGCUAUGAAGAUAAAGAACAUAGCAAUUGUAUCUCUAGUCACGAGCUAACUGGAGUUGAAAAGGCUCAGCUUGAGUCAUGCCUUAAGCAUAUGAGAGAAGUGCUUGGAGAAUCUGUGCCAGAAAAGGUGAUGGUAGAAGCAGUGUUGAACAGUAAAUUUAAUGUACAACAAGCUUUGGAUUCUGUGCUUGCACAAACCAGCAAACAAAAUAUGAAGACUAAAGAUACUGUGACUGCAGGAAAAGCAGCAAAAGGAAAAGUCAGAGAUUUCCAGACAACUAGAAUUGAAUCUGAUAUUGUGCCAAAAGUUACCAAAAUGACUGUAUCUGGAAAGAAACAAGCUACUGGUUUUGAAGUUCCAUGUGUGACAGUAGAAGAGAAUGGUCACAGCACUUUAAUAUCACAAAAAGGCCUGUCAGCUGGCGAUGCUGAUGCCAGUUUGGGAGCAGCUGAGAUUCUACCUAAACCAACUCUUCCGUCCCAGACCGUCCAAGCAUCAGAAGAAUCAACACUUGCACCAACUCCGGUAAAAAGGUCUGGAAAAGCAAAACAACAAAUAGAUGUGAAAGCUGAACUGGAGAAGAGGCAGGGAGGAAAACAUCUGCUUAACCUUGUAGUAAUAGGACAUGUUGAUGCAGGGAAAAGUACUCUAAUGGGUCAUUUGCUGUAUCUCCUGGGACAUGUGAACAAGCGAACUAUGCACAAGUAUGAACAAGAAUCCAAGAAAGCUGGGAAAGCAUCCUUUGCUUACGCAUGGGUCUUAGAUGAAACAGGAGAAGAAAGAGAGAGGGGAGUAACAAUGGAUGUAGGUAUGACCAAAUUUGAGACAAAAACAAAAAUUAUCACAUUGAUGGAUGCUCCUGGCCAUAAAGACUUCAUUCCAAAUAUGAUCACAGGAGCUGCGCAGGCUGAUGUGGCGAUAUUAGUGGUUGAUGCCAGCAGAGGGGAGUUUGAAGCAGGAUUUGAAACAGGUGGACAGACACGAGAACAUGGCCUGUUGGUUCGAUCUCUAGGAGUAACACAGCUGGCAGUUGCUGUCAAUAAAAUGGAUCAGGUCAGUUGGCAACAGGAAAGAUUUCAGGAGAUUGUCAGUAAACUUGGCCAGUUCCUUAAGCAAGCUGGCUUUAAGGAAUCUGAUGUAGCUUAUAUCCCCACAAGUGGUCUUGGUGGUGAAAAUCUUGUCACAAGAAGUCAGUCUAGUGAGCUGACCAAAUGGUACGAAGGAAAAUGCUUACUGGAACAGAUUGAUUCUUUUAAGCCUCCCCAACGAUCAGUGGAUAAACCAUUCAGAUUAUGUGUGUCGGAUGUUUUUAAAGAUCAAGGAUCAGGAUUUUGCGUGACUGGCAAAAUUGAAGCAGGCUAUAUCCAGGUUGGAGAUCGACUGCUAGCAAUGCCUCCGAAUGAAACAUGUACUGUGAAAGGAAUUGCCCUACAUGAUGAGCCAGUGGAUUGGGCUGCAGCAGGAGAUCACGUUAGUCUCACUCUGACUGGCAUGGAUAUCAUCAAAAUCAAUGUUGGCUGUGUAUUUUGUUGUCCAAAAGAACCUAUUAAAGCUUGCACACGUUUUAGAGCUCGGAUCCUCAUCUUUAAUAUUGAAGUCCCUAUCACCAAAGGAUUCCCUGUACUUCUUCAUUUUCAAACUGUAAGUGAGCCUGCUACAAUUAGAAGGUUAUUGAGUAUACUACACAAGAGUACAGGUGAAGUUACAAAGAAGAAACCUAAGUGUCUGACUAAAGGACAGAAUGCUUUAAUAGAACUGCAGACACAAAGGCCUAUUGCUCUGGAACUUUAUAAAGAUUUUAAAGAACUUGGAAGGUUUAUGUUGCGCUAUGGGGGAUCCACUAUAGCUGCAGGAGUUGUUACAGAGAUUAAAGAAUGAUGCCGUGCCAGGACUUCUGCAAUUCAACCAGAUGGAAUCAUAUAUCCAAAUAGGCUUAUUUGAUGAAUUGAGUCAUAUCAGUUGAAGGAACAAAGACAAUUAUAUUUCUGAAAGGAGGAAAUAAAAUGUGAGGUGUUCUGCAAACAUUAUGAGGCCAUUGUUGCUGCGAACUCAUUUACCGACAGGGAAAGGCUCCUUGCACUUUCUCACUGCACAAGUUCCAGUAUAGUCCCCUUCUAAAACUUUACCCCCUGUUGGUCGCUCUAGCAGACCUUUGUGAAAAGUUAAUUGGAAUGAUGUAUUAAGGGAUGAUGACGCAUCAUGGAAAAAAAUUGUUACAUCCAGCCUUAAACCUUGUUUACAAUUUUUGUGAGAGCUGCUUCUCUGCUGCACGUUAUUUUGCAAACUACAUAAAUUGGGCUAAAAUGUUUUAUACAAAAUGUUUUCAAAGAACCCUUCCAUUUCAUAAAAUAUUAUGUAAAUGCUGCACCCAAAAACUUAAUUCCUUCCCACUCUAAUUUUAUUUAAAAACUUAUUGUGUAGGCACAGUUUGACCAAUAAUGGCUAAUUUUAUUUUUAAAAUUGUAGUGGUAUAAUAAAGUAGUGAUCUGAGCAUAAUACUGA